Messenger RNA from Symsagittifera roscoffensis, 2666 nucleotides. RefSeq lists its product as uncharacterized. The transcript has 4 exons. Lineage: Eukaryota; Metazoa; Xenacoelomorpha; Acoela; Convolutidae. The record is from RefSeq and is a predicted model, not a curated record. Bases 176 to 2194 code for a protein of 672 amino acids.
CGAUGUCUGUAUAUAUGUACCACAAUUGUAAAUAAUGCAAAACGAACACCCUCAUAUUUGUAAUCUGGCGCUCAUUUGCCCUGCUAUCGAUGGCCAAUCAAUGUGAAACUGUCGAUUUUGAAGUCUCAGUGAUCGGAACAGUCUGUUCUCUCUUAAUGCAAGGAGUUAUUUAAACAUGAAAGUUUCCGCUGAAAUGGCAAAAAACUUGCCAUAUUUUUGUUUUGUGAAAAUUUUAUGCUCGAGUUGGGGAUUGUCCAAAAGCCGACCUUCUAAGCGAUCUUUAAUUGUUCAUUUUUUGUUACUCCUAUUUGCAAUUUCAUCAUACAAAUGGUCCUUGCAGCCGUGUCCUCACAACAGAAACACAAAUUGUAUCGAGUGGCUUUUCGAGGAGCAGAACCUCAACUAUCUCGGACUCUGCUUGAUCACGUCAAGUGCAAUCUUCGUUUAUCUAGCUUUGGCUGUGCUUUAUUUACAUUAUUUACCGCCUUGUUUUUUACUUUUGGCUAUUUUGCCCUCUUUAAUUUACCUGUAUAAUUUGGGGUCUUCAACUGGAUGGGAGGAACAUAAUGGGUUCAACAGACUAAUUUUGAUUUCUAUCCAUGUUUUGUCUUUAGUUUCUCUCUGUUUUAUGAAGCUAUUUGUCAUCAUUACUAGGAAAUUAGCACGUAAGCUUAAGUUUCCUUUGCGAGGAUUGCGUUUAAGAAUCAUCUCUUGCUUUUUCAUUUUCUGUUUAAUAAACAUUUUCUACAGGCAAAAUACAGGUUUUGUAAAUUAUUCUUUAUCUCCUAAUUAUCUCAUAAACACAUCAGAAACAAACUAUCACCGUACCUGUAAAAUAUACCCGCCUCCUAUUUACAUAUUGGAUAUUAUAUUCGGCUUUCUGAAUUUCGGUGCUUUGAGCUCGUGUCAGCAUUCUUUUUCGUUGGAUUGGCUGCCGACUGAUUUGAGGCAUUCGUCGGUUCUCGGAUUUCCGACGUUAAUUGACCUCUCGUCUCGGCUUUUAUCCGACAUGCCUGCUUUAUUCGAUUAUAUCAACGACCAUAUCAAAGAUUGCUCAGAUAUCGAAAAUUGUCGCAGCUUAGAACAGUUCUUAUUCAUUAAAGAAUCAAAACCACGUUUAGUAGUCAAUGUGUUUAGAAACGAAACAAAAGUUAAGGAACGGAAAACUUUGUUAAAUAAUAAUUCAGCGUCAAAUAGAGACAAGAAAUCACAAAAUGUUCUGAUUCUGUUUAUUGAUGCGUUAUCGAGACCAGGGUUUGCAAGGACGCUGCCGAAAACGUUCGGACUAUUGCAAGGAUGGAGUAGGAAGCGAGAACAUAACGUAGUGUCCUUCUUGAAGUUUUCCUCUUUCGCAGCGUUCACCGAGCCGAAUUUGAUCCCUUUCACGUUCGGCAUAAACAGACAGAUGGCUGAGCACCAUAGCAGAAGACUCAACGACUACGGACAGCUAAAACGAAUCUACGAGACAAUGAGUGAACAUGGAUACAUCACUGCAUUCGCUCACACUUCGUGUCAGGCAGCAGAUUUUGAGUGGAAGAACUUUUUGCCUCUGGAAAUUCCCAGACACGACCACCGUCUCAUGUUCUGCGACCCCAACUUCAUAGAUCCCAGUGAUCCAUACAGUAUAUUGAAGGGACCAUUUUCGAUGUUCAAACGAUGCAUGUACGGUCGACAAAUACACGAAUACGUUUUCGACUAUAUCGAUUCAUUCUGGCACAAGUAUCCAGACCUCCCGAAACUGUUCAAAGCCCACUUCUCGGAGGCGCACGAGCCAACUGCCGAACUCAUACGACACAUGGACAAUGAUUUGUACAACUUUCUGAUGAGAUUCGAAACGAGCAAUCGUCUUAAUGAUACAGUUCUUUUGUUGAUGUCUGAUCAUGGCAAUCACAUGCAUCCGAUGCUGCGACUGUUUCCGAAGAGCGUCUGGUCGAAAGUGGAAGUAAAAGAACCACUUCUGAUCAGCGUCACUCCUCCGCAUGUUGGGAAUAAAGAGAAGAUGCUGAGCAAUUCACAUGGGUUGCUGACUAUGUACGACGUCAGGAAGACAGUCUUGAGUCUGAGUGGGAUGCCAGUUGAUAAACUGAAGGGCGUUGACUUCCUGAAUGAUCAUGUGAGCUCAGAAAGAGAUUGCAAGUCACAUGGUUUAUUCACACCUCUAGAAGUCCGAUCUUGUAUUUGCUCCAGAGACUGACUUUAUAUCUGUCAAAAAACUUGGUUGUUUCAAUAUACUUGUAUGUUCUAUUACGAUUGUAUGUAGUUUUUUAUUCCCACGUCGAUCAAGGGAGGUUAUCUUGCAAGUUCUUGCACGAUUCUUUAAAAGAAGAUGCAUCUCUUGAAAACAUCAUGCAAGACUUCUUGCAAGACAACCUUUUUUUGUUAUCUCUUUUCUGUUUUAUCUUUCGAGGCGACAGGAAUGGGGAAAUUCCAUGAAACGAUUUUGGUGACGUUUAAAAGGAAUGUUGCUUGGUCAAUGUUUUGGUAGCAGUUCCUUUCGUUAAUGUUUUUCACCCUCUACAUUCACCCUUCUUGCACGUAAGCAAUAUUCGGUUCACAAGAAUUGAUCAUAAAUGAUAUUGGCCCUGACAUAAGUCGUUGAAUUCCAACCCAACUCUACUACUAGUACGUACUAACCUACUGUAAGUCUUCAAAGCGGCUAAAACGAU